This is a messenger RNA of Pseudo-nitzschia multistriata, 1499 nucleotides long. The record is from the annotation of a GenBank genome assembly. Lineage: Eukaryota; Bacillariophyta; Bacillariophyceae; Bacillariales; Bacillariaceae.
GAUCAUACGGACAUGUGACGACGGGAUGCGACGGUACGAGGAUGURCUCCUAGGUCAACAUCGACGACGAAAUAAUAAUGAAAGAAUAAUUAUCAAGAAGGUGCUACGUUACUACAUUGAUCAGCGUCGGCAACARAAAGAAUCACCGGUGGAAAGAAGAGAGAAACAGAGUUUGUUUGUGUGCGAGGGAGAGAGAGAGAGAGAGUACAGAAAAUGAUGAAACGAAAGUUAGUGACGACGAUACUGAGACAGAAGGUUCUGCCUUUGUCUCGUCAGCUCUCUUCWACGAGAACUGUUUUUCCUCCCAUUAAUCGAAUCCCCAMACAUUUGAACGCGAACMGUUAYAAAGUUCUAUCACUACAGCWACAACAACCCAUGCGAUUGUUCUCCACCGAGAUGAGAGCGCAAACCGCCGCCGUUUCCGCCGCAAACGCAGCGGUGGCCGCAGAAGGCGCCGCGGCAAAGGCCGGAAACAGCAAGAAAGACAACAACAGCAACGUCUUUCUAGACCACCUCGGAAAGAUAUUUUUGAUGGGAAUCGCCUCCGUGAUCGCGACACUCGUGCGCUCUUCGUACAACACGAGCAAUCGGAACGAGAUCCGCGAUCGCAUCGAGGAUUUCUCUGCGAUGGACCCGCAGGAACUCCAGGAUUUUCGGGACGCCAAUUCCGAGCUGACCAUCGACGUUCUGAGGAAGCUGGUCUCCGUGUAUUACCAAGAGUUUUCACCUAUGGAUACGGCUCCCGCUUCGUCAUCCACUCUGGACGCAAGCGGUGGAUCUCCUGUCCGUUCGUCCACGACCUACAAAGAAUUCGUACGAAAGGUCCGAACUAUUAUGGCCUCGAGGUUUCCGGAACACGGGGAAUCCUUGACGAUUCAGAUGGGGCAUUUCCUGGAUCGRUUGGUGGUCGAUAUCCUGCAGCAGYGGGCCGAGAAACAAGCCGAUUCCACGGACGACACUGCCACCACUCUCGGAGCAACCCUCCCGGAGGAGGAGGAAGAGCUCCCGGUCGCCUUGUUUUGGGUGGCACUGGUGGCAGCCAUGAACGGCUCCGUGACCGAUCGGAUCCGGAUCCUCCACGAAAUCAUGCUCGCGGACCAGGGCGGGCAGGCACACGGCGCCGCCGCGGCUCCGGGCGUUCCGCUCUCCGCCGUCCGGGACACGGUGGGCUACCUGCAGGAAACCUGCCAGCUGCCCCCCGACACGCAGAUCGUUCCCACCGGCCACAAAUAUCCCACGCAGCACUUCCAGCGGGCGGCCCCGAUCGACCUGGUCCCGGAGGACCUCUGCACCGCCGAGAACACGGAGCGAUCCAAAACCGCGGGGGGCGACGAAAAACCCGGCGAAUCGAUCGACCUGGUCGAGUUUGCGGCGAUCCUGCGGACGAAAUCGGUCUGCGCCUGGGGGGAGUGCUACAUGCGGCUCAAACCGGACGCCAGCGAAUUCGAGGAGGCCACGAGUCCCUCGGAUUGAAUCGGGCACCACGGAGCUGUUGUUCG